AUGCCGCCUUCCAACGGCACAGGUGCCACAGCACCAGAUGAUGACGCAGAAGACGACUACAUGAACAUGACAUUUGAGGACCCCACGCCAAAGACAGAAUCAUCUCUACAACGGACCCAACGCCUAAAAAAGGAGUCCCUCGCAAGAGGGAAAAUAAAAUCCAAAGCAGAACGCGCCGAAGAAGAAGCUGCAGCAAGGGAAAAGGCUCUAUCAACAUCCAUGCUCGAAGCGCCAGGCGCAAAGAAGAGCAAAGGCCUAGCCAUGAUGGCAAAGAUGGGCUUCACAGGAGGAGGACUAGGUAAAAAGACAGACGACGGCGAGGGCUCCACCAGAACUGAGCCGAUAAAGGUCAACAUCAAAGAGGACCGAGGGGGAAUCGGCAUGGAGAGUGAGAAGAAAAGAAAACUUCAAGAGGCGAUGGAAGAACGGGGCGUUAAAACCGUCAAAAUUGACCCGGAUGAGUAUAGGGAGAGGGUGAGAAAGGAGCGCGAGGACGAGAGGCUCGAGAAGCAGUUUUAUGCUGCGCAGCGGGUGGCGGAGCGGAUGGAUGAGGAGCGGGAAGAUGAGGAGGAUGCUGUGGAGAAACAAAAAGACAUUUCCUCGCGACCACUUAAGUCGAUACCGGUGUUGUAUCGGGGUCUUGUUCGUCAUAGGGAAGAAAAGGAGCGGGAUAGGCGGAUGCGGUAUGACCUUGAGCAGUCACUCUCUCGGUUGCCGACGUAUGAUGAUGAGGACGAAGAUGAGGAUGAUAAGAAGGCGUUGGGGAAGAAGAAGACUACUUAUGUUACUUCCGAGGAUUUGGAUGAGGAAGAUGAGGAGUUGGAUAAAUUUAAUGCGCUGGAGCCAGCAGAACGGCUGGGGAUGUUGGUGCAGCACUUGCGGGAAGAAUAUUGGUAUUGCUUCUGGUGUAAGAUGAAGUAUGAGAGUAAAGAGAUGGAUGGCUGUCCUGGUAUUUCUGAAGAAGAUCAUGAUUAA
Pochonia chlamydosporia 170 is the source of this 975-nucleotide messenger RNA. Its product is annotated as G-patch domain-containing protein. Gene Ontology annotation, molecular function: nucleic acid binding. NCBI's taxonomy places the organism in Eukaryota, Fungi, Ascomycota, Sordariomycetes, Hypocreales, Clavicipitaceae. The record is from RefSeq and is a predicted model, not a curated record. The transcript has a single exon. Bases 1 to 975 code for a protein of 324 amino acids. Gene Ontology annotation, cellular component: kinetochore.